CUUCAGAGCUGUUGGGGAUCACUGGGCAGAACUUCGGGGAGCUCAAUGAUUGGAAGACUUGGGGAGUAGAGAAGCCAAGCCAAGUCAAGAACCUCUGUGCAGAAAAACAACCACGCCACUUUCCAUUCUUCUGCCUGAGACAACCACAUCCUCCUCCCGUAUCCCACAGGCUUCCAUGGAGGGCUCAGAUGUGGAGCUGGACCUGCAGAGGAGCGUGCAGGCUGUGCUGCGUGAGCUCAGUGCCCCGGCCACCACGCUACAGAGCAACCAGGGCAUGUGGAGAUGGUCCCUGCACAAGAAGGUGGAUCGCGAUCCUGCUAAAAGCCCAGUGUUGGUGCGCAUUCUGCUCCGAGAGCUGGAGAAGGCAGAAGGUGAGGACCACCAGCACGUCCUCAUCCCCUUGCUGCACACGCUAAUGUACGUGCUCACCAAGGCCACGGGAGUCCCUGAGGAGCUGUACCAGAGAAGCUACACCUUGUGCACCAGGUUGCUGACCCUGCCUGCCCCCUACUGCACAGUCGCCUUGGACUGUGCCAUACAGCUGAAAACAGAGACUGCCGUCCCAGGGACGCUAUACCAAAGGAUGGUCAUUGCUGAACAGAACCUGAGGAGCGAACUGUACCCCUACCAGGAAAGGGUGCUCCUCUUCGUGGACCCGGAGCUGGUGUCUGCCUCAGUGUGCAGCGCGCUGCUGCUGGAGAUCCAGGCGGCGCAGGAGCAGCAGAGCCCUGAGGCCUGCAUGCGCCACGUGGUCGCCCACGCCCUGCAGGCCGCCCUGGGGGAGGCCUGCCAUGUAGGUGCUGUGCACCGGAAGCUGCAGGCCAGCUCCCGCCGCAUCCUGGAGCACUAUUUCCACGCCGUGGUGGCAGCUGUGGAGCAGGUGUCAGCGGGCGAGGCCAGCGAGGGCCAGGCGGCAGGACACCUGCAGAGGCUGGAGGAGAUUUACCACUCGCUGCUAGGGCCUGCGGAGGUCGCCAGGGCGCGCUGCGCAGGAGACCCUCUCCAAGACAGGCCAACAGGCAUGCUGCUGCCCAGCCCAACCAUCACCUUCCACCUGUGGACCGGCCAGGAGCAGCUCUGGAAGGAGCUGGCGCGCUUCCUCCGCCCUCCAUCCCAGCUGCGCCUCAGCGCGGACUUGGAGGCCUUGGAUCUGCAGGGCCUGAGCUCCCUGGACAGGGCGGCGCGGGCGUCCGUGCUGUCCACGGACAGCGGCAUCGAGCGCGACCUGCCUCUGGGGGCUGAUGAGAUCCCGGCUCCCAGCAGCCCUGAGCUGGAGCGGGCUGCGCUGCAGCGCAAGGGAGGCAUCAAGAAGCGCCUGUGGCCCCCCGACGUCUCCUGGUCCGGGGCCUGGGAUGGGGCGCCCGGGCUGCACCGCAGGACCGGCAGGCCCAGCGGGGACGGGGAGCUGCUGCCCGGCGUGGCCCGCGUGCACACGGCCCGGGUGCUGGUGCUGGGAGAUGACCGCAUGCUGGGGCGCCUGGCCCAGGCCUACCACACACUCAGGAAACAGGAGUCACAGAAAUUCUGCCUCACCCCCAGACUCAGCCUCCAGCUCUACUACAUCCCAGUGCUGGCCCCGCAGGAUCUCACAGCAUCCAGGCAGCCAGAGCUGGGAGACCUGGCCACGUUCCUGGGCCGGGCAGACCCCUGGUACCAGAGCACGGUCAACACCCUGUGUCCUGCCAUCCACAAGCUGGCUGAAAUGCCUCCCUGCCUGGAUACAUCCCAAGCAGUUGAUCCCUUCAUCCUGGACGCCAUCACAUACUAUGUUCGCAUGGGUACCCAACCUAUCUAUUUCCAGAUCUACAGGGUCAAGAUCUUCAGUGAUCUGAGCCAAGAACCUACAGAGGACAUUUUCCUCACAGAGCUGAAGAUGAAGAUCCAUGAGCCCAAACCCCCCAAAGAGGGUGCAUCACCCCGGAGGAGAGGGGCAGCAGAGAGCCUGGGCGCUGAGCUCUCCUUGUGCUACCAGAAGGCCCUGCUCAGCCACCGUCACCAAGAGGUGGCCAUCUCCCUUAGGGCCACUGGGCUGGUCCUGAAGGCCAUUCCGGCCAGUGACACUGAAGUGGCUGCGUCUGCAAUGGACCACAUGUGUCUGAAUGUGAGCGUGGCGGAGGUUGUCAAGUCCUGUCACCUAGCGGGAAGGUCCUUCUCGAUGGCGACAAACACCUUCCGGACCUCCAGUAUCCAGGUCCAGAGCCAGGACCAGAGGCCGCUGAUGCUGUGGUUGGAUAAGGACAAUCGGCGCACAUUCAAGGACGUGGUUAGAUUUGAGGUUGAUCCCUGCCCAGAGCCAUGUUCCAGGUCUCAGAGGUCCAAGAUGCCAUGGCCCAAUCCAGAAGAGAAGAAGGCAAUGGAACAGACCGAAACCACGUCCAAGCCUCUUCAAAUGCCCAUCAACACCUACUCUGGCAUUGUCCAGUGAGCCCAAUACCAGUGCUAGAAUUGGGCCCAGGGCAGCAGGCACAACAAGAAACACUAUUCCCAGGCUCUCCAAUGCUGGCACCAACAGCAGAAACAAAGGCCUGACUCCAUUGGAGAGCUCUGGCUUUGACCAGAAGUCUGGGAGGGCCUGGGAGCUCAGGGACCUGGCCAUAGGGAUGUGUGAUGAUGCAGAAUACAGCGCAGACCCAGGGGACCCCUGAGUAGAGCCGAGCUGAGAUGGAAUGGGAGCAUGUGCCCCUUGUGAAGCACCCAUUGUGUGUGUAUUAUUCCUUUUUGUGCUGGUCCUGGGGCUUGAAUUCAGGACCUAGGUACUGUUCCUGAGUAUUUU
Molecule: messenger RNA, 2773 nt
Organism: Dipodomys spectabilis (banner-tailed kangaroo rat)
Lineage: Eukaryota; Metazoa; Chordata; Mammalia; Rodentia; Heteromyidae
Gene: Pik3r6
Product: phosphoinositide-3-kinase regulatory subunit 6
Exons: 20
Coding region: 176-2425 (749 amino acids)
Biological process (GO): positive regulation of MAP kinase activity; G protein-coupled receptor signaling pathway
Cellular component (GO): phosphatidylinositol 3-kinase complex, class IB
Molecular function (GO): 1-phosphatidylinositol-3-kinase regulator activity
Source: RefSeq, a predicted model, not a curated record